Verruconis gallopava is the source of this 1929-nucleotide messenger RNA. RefSeq lists its product as uncharacterized. The transcript is spliced from 2 exons. The record is from RefSeq and is a predicted model, not a curated record. NCBI's taxonomy places the organism in Eukaryota, Fungi, Ascomycota, Dothideomycetes, Venturiales, Sympoventuriaceae. Gene Ontology annotation, molecular function: mRNA binding. Bases 431 to 1597 code for a protein of 388 amino acids.
CAGCCACUUUGUGCGCGCCGCUUCGAUCGCUCAUUAUUCCGUCCACAUGCAUGGGCAACGAGCAAUUCUGACGUUUUUCCUAGAUAGUGCACGUGAUAACGCCGUAUGACUAAGCUGCCCUAUCGUGGUGUCUGCCAGCCCCAAGAUCGUUCAUCAUCACCAACAAUCAGUCAGCAACCACACCUUGCAAGCCCUCAUCCAAUAGAAGCCGUAGUAGAGUCGACAUCUUGUCAAGGCCAUAUACUCACUUUCAGCGAAAUCAUCCCAGGCGAGAGAAGACUCGGCCCAGCACAAUCACCCUGGCGCUCCAGCGCGUGCAAAGGAGCAAGGCAAAAUUAGGAUAGGACAGGACAGGACAGGUAUCUUGACUUGACCGUAAGUGCUCUAGUCAAUCAAAACCCACCGUCCUCAGAAGAGCAAUCCGUUCAACAUGUCCUUGUCUGGACAGUCAGGCUCAAACACACCGACACCGACACCGCAACCGCACGCCUCGCUUCCCGCACGUCCCACGGGCCCCCUCCCCUCUCUCAGCAAAGCUUCCUUUGGCAGCGGUUAUGGAGGCGACAUCAGCGCCCAAGGCCAGUCUGCUGGCAGUGCCUCCGCGUCCAUGUUUAGGCCGCGCGCGGUAGCAGCGUCUGCGGGACAAACCGCCACGAGCCGUAACUGGCAGCAACCACAGCUUUACUCGCCUGCGACCGUGUCUGCGCCUGCGAUCUCUUCGCCGGCAGUGGGCGCCUUCCCGUCGACUGCCGCGUAUCCAGUUCAACCGGAUUACAAUGCGCAGCAGUACGCGAAUUACUACUCGUCCGCUGGCUACGGCAACCCGAGCCCAGCGCCCGCACCGCAGAUCAAGAAUCCAUUCGCACCGCCACCUCAAGCUGGCGGCGCAAAUGGUUAUACUGGCCCUACGCACGAUCCCGAAUACGAAGCGCAGAUGCAGCAGUGGCAAGCAGCAUAUAUGGGCAAGGACGAUGCUGCGAAGAAACCAGAGGGCAACGCGAAUCUAACACCCAUCGCUGCGCGGCCUGCAAACAUCGGUCCUGUGCUGAGCAGCUCUGAGAUUGCGGCUGUGGCACCGACGGGUUCCAAAGCUGCGGCUGUGAUCAAGGGCCCCGACGGCAGGCAGGCCACGGUCGUGCGCUCAGGAGGUGGCAAAACGUGGACGGACGAUUCUCUGCUCGAGUGGGAUCCUUCGCACCCUCGCCUGUUCAUCGGCAACCUCGCUGGCGAAGUCACAGACGAUUCGUUGUACAAAGCGUUCUCCAAGUAUCCGUCCAUUGUUAAGACCAAGGUUGUGCGCGAUCGGCGCACGACCAAGAGCAAGGGCUACGGAUUUGUUAGUUUUCGCGACGCGGACGAUUAUCUCAAAGCAUUCAAGGAAAUGCAGGGCAAAUAUAUUGGCAGCCACCCUGUGCUCAUCAAGAAGAGCAAUACGGAGAUCAAGGUAGUCGAUCCGAAGAAAGGCCAGAACCAUCAGAAGGGUGGGAAGAAUGGCAAAUUUGGGGGUAAGAAUAGAGAUGCGACCGGAGCGCAUACCGGAGCGGGCGUAAAGAAGAAUCAGAACAAAACGAGGGAUGGGAUGGUAUUGUUGGGAUGAGGUGUUCCUCGUCGCCCGUCUAUGGCCUACGAAUCGAAUUUUAGAACCAGGAAUUCGAGCAAAAUGCCCACUGUCAACACAGGGACGAAAAUACAAGGCUGACGCAACGCACGUCUACGAGGAAAACCGAGUGUGUCAUUGACUGACACCCAUGAACGUCACGACGAAGCAUAUCCAGUGGCUUGCGCAUCGGGGCCGCGCUACCGCGGCUCGAAGAUCGCUAUGAUAUCUACACUUUUCACGUCGACAAAGAAGGUAGUCUAGACGCGAAUGCUCAAGCAACCAUGUCGUAACUUCCCAAUGUAUGCUGCCGUAACCCACGUAGUGAUAGA